GAUUAUAUUUUUAAGCCAUUAAUGUGUACCGAAAAAAAUUAUAUGAAUCAGAAAUUUUUGACAGUUAGUUAUUGAGACAUAAACAAACCGCUCAUAACUUGUUGAUCAUCAGGUACAAAGUUUCAUCAUCAUGGCUGGCUUUGUAGAAUUCUUCGGGAAAAAUAAAACUUUUCGUCCAAAAAAGAAGUUUCAGCAAGGAACUUUGCGUUAUUCCCUUCAUAAAAGAGCCCAAGCUACUUUAGUUUCAGCAGAAAACCUUCAAGAAGCUGUUAAACUACCUCCUGGAGAAAAUUUAAAUGAUUGGCUUGCUGUUCAUGUGGUUGACUUUUUCAACAGAAUUAAUUUAAUAUAUGGCACUGUGAUUGAAUCAUGCACAGAAGAAAGCUGUCCAACUAUGUCCGGGGGACCAAGAUUUGAGUAUUUAUGGGCAGAUGGUGAACAAUACAAAAAGCCUACACGUCUACCAGCACAUAAUUAUAUAUCUUUGCUUAUGGAUUGGAUCGAGAAGCAGAUUAAUAAUGAUGGAAUUUUUCCUGUGACAGUCGACAUUCCUUUCCCUCGCAAUUUCAUUCCAACUUGUAAAAAGAUACUUACUCGCUUAUUUAGAGUAUUUGUGCAUGUUUACAUUCAUCAUUUUGAUAGAAUAGUAGCUAUCAGAGCUGAAGCACAUGUUAAUACCUGCUACAAACAAUUUUACUACUUUGUUAAAGAGUUUUGUCUUGUCAGUGAAAGAGAACUUGAACCAUUGGUUGAAAUGACGAGAAGAAUCUGUGAGGAUAGCACAACCAGACUAUAUCAAGAGGGUAGAAGGUCAUAUAGAUGAAGACUGACAUGUUAUUUAUAUUUAUUUGCUCACUCAUAUUUCAUUUAUUAAGUUGUUAUAAUUUCAUUAAGAUACUUCAUAGUUUUUAGAUGUGAGUAGGAUUGAGCUCAAAUACCACAUUAAUUCACAUUAUGCAUGUUGUUAUUUUAUUGUUUCAUUUGAAAGUAGUAGUCAGAUUCCUUAAUGUUUUUUUUUUUUUUUUUUUUU
This is a messenger RNA of Parasteatoda tepidariorum (common house spider), 1030 nucleotides long. Its product is annotated as MOB kinase activator-like 3. The record is from RefSeq and is a predicted model, not a curated record. NCBI's taxonomy places the organism in Eukaryota, Metazoa, Arthropoda, Arachnida, Araneae, Theridiidae.